Molecule: messenger RNA, 1166 nt
Organism: Eruca vesicaria subsp. sativa (arugula)
Lineage: Eukaryota; Viridiplantae; Streptophyta; Magnoliopsida; Brassicales; Brassicaceae
Source: the annotation of a GenBank genome assembly
UUUGGUAAAAGGAUACAGUAAGAUAUCAUAAUUGUUGUUUUAAAAUAAAGAAAAUUGUAAAUUGUAAAUAACCUUCAAUUAUUUUGCUGUUAUUAACAAAAUAAAAAGGACAAGCCAAAGUGGAACCCCACUGUCUGUCUUUGUCUCCUCGAGCAAAAAGGAAAGGAAAACAUAAAAAGGGAGAUUUAACCACAUCUCCCAUUUUUAUCAUUCAUCAUCGCUUUGAUCGUCACACUAGAUUUCUGUUUUGUUUGGUACGUGGAGGAUCAGAUCUUGGACGAUCUCAGCUCAAAGAUAAGAAGAAGGUGAGGAGAAAGUUUUAAGGCAAAAGGGGUUUAAGGAUGUCUUCUUUCACAGGAACACAACAGAAGUGCAAGGCUUGCGAGAAGACAGUCUACCCUGUGGAGCUUCUCUCAGCUGAUGGCGUUAGCUAUCACAAGUCUUGCUUCAAAUGCUCUCACUGCAAAUCCAGGCUUCAGCUGAGCAGAUAUUCAUCGAUGGAAGGAGUGGUGUACUGUAAGCCUCAUUAUGAGCAGCUCUUCAAGGAGUCUGGUAGCUUCACCAAGAACUUCCAGUCACCUGCAAAACCAGCUGAGAAAUCGAGCCCUGAGCUGACAAGAACUCCCAGCCGAGUUGCUGGCAUGUUCUCCGGUACACAAGAAAAAUGUGCUACUUGCAGCAAAACUGUGUACCCUAUCGAAAAGGUAACAGUAGAGAGCCAGACAUAUCACAAGUCCUGCUUCAAGUGCUCACAUGGAGGCUGCCCAAUUUCGCCUUCAAACUACGCAGCUCUUGAAGGAAUCUUGUACUGCAAGCACCAUUUCGCUCAGCUUUUCAAGGAAAAGGGAAGCUACAACCACUUGAUCAAAUCUGCUUCCAUCAAACGCUCUGCAGCCGCCGCAGUAGCUGCCGGUACACCAGCAGCCACUGUUCCUGAAUCUUAAACUUAAAGAAUCCUAUCCUCUCUCUAGUCUAAAUUGAAGUUAAUGCCAAACUGAUUCAGUUUGUUUUAUUCUUUGCGUCUUUGUGUGUUGUGUGUGAGUGUGUAUUAAUCUAUCCUUUGAUGUUCUUUGUUUCUAUUGAUGUCUCCUAAAGUCUUCUGUUGAUGUAUGAUUUUGUAUCUAUAAGAAAAUCUGAGACUUUUCUUUUGAUAAACAUCAGUUUCA